CGCCUCGGCGCGGAGUCCUCCGCUUCUCUAGAGGCCACUGCUGGGUUGGGCGCCCGAGACCGUCGAGAUCAGCGGCUCCACCCCGGCAGGAGAGCUGCUGACUGACCCCACCCAUCAGCGCUGCUGAGCGACUGGAGCGAGGCGAGCUAGACCCCGGCGGCUGUAGCGGCAAGGCCGGAUCGUUCCCGGGGGAAGAAUAAAGGCGCUGGGCCUGGCUGCGCUGAACGAUCGGGGCCGGGAGUCGAAGGCAGGAUGCUGGCGCUCUUCACGAAGCUGCUGGACUGGUUCCGGGCGCUCUUCUGGAAGGAGGAGAUGGAGCUGACCCUGGUGGGGCUGCAGUACUCGGGCAAGACCACCUUCGUCAACGUGAUCGCGUCUGGACAGUUCAAUGAAGAUAUGAUCCCAACAGUGGGCUUCAACAUGAGAAAAAUCACCAAGGGAAAUGUAACUAUAAAGCUCUGGGACAUUGGAGGUCAACCCCGUUUUCGUAGCAUGUGGGAGAGGUAUUGCCGUGGGGUCAGUGCAAUAGUAUACAUGGUAGAUGCUGCAGAUCAGGAGAAGAUCGAAGCUUCAAAGAAUGAACUACACAACCUGCUUGAUAAACCACAACUCCAAGGCAUUCCUGUCUUAGUUCUUGGGAACAAGCGAGAUCUGGCUGGUGCCUUGGAUGAGAAAGAGCUCAUUGAAAAAAUGAACUUGUCUGCCAUCCAGGACCGAGAGAUCUGUUGCUAUUCAAUCUCUUGCAAAGAAAAAGACAACAUUGAUAUCACCCUACAGUGGCUUAUUCAGCAUUCAAAGUCCCGGCGAAGCUGAGAGCUCUUUGUCCAAGUUUUGGAUCGGGAAGAUGCGAUUGUAAAAGCCAGGCGCACCUCCUCCUUUCUCUUUCCCCAUCUCCUGCUCUUUCCAUCCCUCUUGCCCACCUCUUUUUCCCUAGAUGGGUAUUUUUAGGGGACACAAGAACCCUCUUCAGCUGAGAUUGAACUCCUGUUUUUAUUAUAAAGAAAUUGUCUGCUCCCUCCUCUCUUUUGCUCCUUACUCUGAUUUUGGCACUGUUCUGUUGUUGUCAGUGUGUGUACAGUAUAUAUAUAUAUAUAAAUAUAUGUAUAUAUAUUUUAAUUUUUUAAUUUAAGCAAUUAUACUGUUACUAAAUGGGGCCUGUCAGCUGUCAAGGGGGCAGCAGCUAAUGGAUGGGGUGGGAAAGUAACAAAUGCAGUAUUGGGGAUGUCACAAGCAGCCACAGAACAAGUGGGAUCUUGCUGGGUACAGAGCAUAACUUUGGGUGAUACUCUGCCUGCAAGAUAACUCUCUCCUUCCAUCUUUAGCACCUCUUUUCUCCUUCUGUAUAUGGCAUGAUUAUUGGGGGCGGGGGAAGGCAUCCCCAGGAGAGCCUCCUAGAGCAGUAUUUGCAUUUAAUCGCCUGUGCAAGACUUUAGGGAAGAGCCAAUGCAGGUUUUUUUUUCUUUGCCAUGAAAUCCUUAGAAACAAUGGUCAGUUUGGUUGUUUUCCAGCAGGCAGGAGUGAAGCCCUUCGAUCUGAGCUUUAAAUCUCAUUCACUUUGCACUUGAAGAUACAGAACAACAUCUCUUGCUGCUGCUGUGUUUCAGAACCAUACCUGAUAUAUGCUGGAUGCGCUCCUUCUCUUUGAAAACCUGUAAGGCAGCUUUCUUUGCAAGGAUCACGAUAUUUCCCUGAAUGGAAGCAGGUAGUGCAGAUGACUUAGAAUUUUGGUGCACUGCCAAAGUGACUAGGUUUGGAUCGCCAGCGUUCACUGAGUCCAUGUUUUAGCCUGUCUCCUCCCUCAGACAUUUGUGGAUUGUUGAGGAACAGAAUGACUUAUGCAAAGGUUCCAUUCAAAAGCCUUUUGAGCAAGACUUAGAGUUCAUAGAAUGGUUCACUCAAAGCACAGACCUUGUUUGAAUUCUAGAGCAGGGAAGGAAUGCAGGAGAGGCUGUCUUUGCCCAGAGUUCAGGAUGAAGCUGUAAGACCCAGGAUUCUGUUCUCAGUGUCCUUUAAACUUAAAUCCCUCCUCCUCCUUCCACCAAUGUAUGGAGAGCUAUGGAAACUUUGCUUCUCAAACUCAAGGGUGAAGUUUUAGGAUAAUCGAGUUGAAGAGGAAAUUUCAUUCUGUGGGUUUGUAUAAGAAACCCCUUAGAUUAUAGCGUGCUUGAGUUUCUGGCAAAGGCCAUGAUAUUCCUGGCUAAGGGAAGUCAGUCUAGGCUACUGCUUCUAUGUCUCCUUUUGACUCACUCUGGAACUUAAAGCAGCUGCAGAAGAUGCUCAGGAAGUGAAGCUAUGAAAAAUAUUUAAAGAUGCGAUAAGCUAAUACUGUUUCUUGUAAAGAUAGUUGAUGCUGCUGGGUAGCUAUAUCUCUUUCUGUCCCAUGUAAGCUAUUGACAGGUGUACAGUCGCAGGGCCCAUCCUGCCAUGAGCUGCUUCCCUCAAGAGGGGGAGGGUGCUUUCUAAUUCCAUUUUUUUCUUUUCUCCUCAUUUUCACAGAACUGCACAAGGAAGCAUUUUACUUUUUUAAUUUAAUCAAUUGUAUAGUGUCAUUUAUUCCUUUUUUAAAAAAUACAUUUUUGGCUCAUACUUUGACCUUCUCUGGAAAACAAAUCUUGUAACAGUACUUUUUUUGGCUCAAAAUAACAAUAAAUUAACAAUUUUAUGUUGGUGGUGGUUGCACUGUUACCUUUUUUCUUCAGGUGGUUUGUUCAUACAUUCUUUUCCAUGCUGUAUCCGAAGAUUUGAUUCUUCCGAGGGUUUUUUUCCUAUUGUGGAAGAGCAAAAACCUCUCCAUUGCCUUGGAAACAGAGACCACAAUUAUAAAUAAAGGAGUUUGUUCUUGAGAUAUUACAAAUGUCAUUCUAGAAAGGCUAGGAAGGAACCAAGCUAAAUCUCUCCCAGUAUUAUUCUUCUGGUAAAGAUGUGAGGCUCUUUGUGGGAUAGCUUCAGUGAGAUUUCUGCAGCAGCAUAUUCUUCAGGUUGCUCAGACUACAAUUCCCAAUAUUCUCAGCUAACAUUCUCACUGGUCAUGGAAAUAGUAGUUCAAUAAAGGGAAUAAAUCUGGUGUUAAGAAACAGAUGUUUAGCAGAGACAGAUUGACGAUGAGGCAUUGCUAUUGUCUAGGGUGUUUUAGCCAUUUUGCCAGAAAUUUAGACAACACAGUAAUGUAGCUCCAUUUCUAGAAUGUAACAUAAUUUUUCUCUUAUACCAAACUGACUGGAACACACUAAUAAAACUCAACAUUUUGACUUUAAUUUAAAUGUUUUUCCCCCCAAUUUCUGAUCCAUGGUAACUUCAGCAUUAUUUUAGAAUCUGGUUAAGGAUCAAUCCAAGAAGCUAUAUUGUAUAACUGAUUGGGUGUCUCUGGAAUAAAAACAGGAAUGGUCUGAGCAAGUGCCAAAACCAUCAGCUCAACUAAGUCUGGCCAAGUCAUUAUGAGAAUUUUUGUGUAAAACAAGAAUCUGGAGGGCUCCAGAUUCUCCAUAUCCUAGGUCUGUUCCCCCCACCCCCAAACAUAAUGCUUUCCAAUUGUUUUGGAUUUCUGUAAAUCUUCUGUCAGCAUGAUUGGCAUGUUUCCUCUUGGGCCGUAAGUAAAUUUUGAUUUGAGUUGAGCAUGAUUAGCUGCUUUGAAUUUGGAUUAAUCCCCCAGUCUAGUAUGCUAAUAGCUACUGAAAAUCCCAGUGCAUGAUCUGUUUGCAUUUUUAAGUUAAACCUCCAAGAAAUCUCCAAAUUGGCUUGUUGAGGAAACUCCUACAACUUGCCAUGGAAACCCUGCUUUCUGUGGUGGAUAAUGGGAAAUAUUUGACUCUAAAUUCUGUCUGCAUAGUUGUCAGAAUUCACUGCCUUCUCAUAAUAUUGCCUAAGUAUAUUCUAGCUCAUGUCCUCUCCUGCAGUGCCAUUUUUGCCGAACCGUGCAUUGCAAAAUAAAGUUUUGAAGCCAUCUAUCAGUUGAGUUGUAGGACUGCCAGUAGAAACAAUUUCUCUUUCCGUGAUGAUACCUUGAUUAUGGAACCCUCUUCUAUACUUGGUCUUGUUACAAUCUUCGGCUAGCAACUGCUCAUGUCUUCCAUACAGGUCCAUAGUUAAAACUGCUCUACUGCUGUAUUCUUACCCUUACACAUUGUACAGGCUGGGGCAAAAUGACAGUACCUCAGAUACUUUCCCAGAUCUUGCGAACUAUAGGAAUAUGUCUGCUUUUUUAAAACCUUACAUCAGCAACUAUGCAAAUCAUGAAACGUUUUCUGCCAUUUCAUCCUUGUAUACUAGGAACAUUAGAGAUUCUUUUUACAAAGUAACAAGUCUGACCAAUUGUCUUGGAAAUAGUUGCCCUAUGUACUUGCAUGCUUUGGGGGUGGGGGCAGGGGGCAGUUGAAUUGAAUGAAGUUUACCCUUCCUGAUUUCAACUUCUUUGAAAUUCUCAACCUUUCCUUUCUUUUCUUGCUCUCCCCCAGUUCUGCAAUAUUCCAGGAAGGCUUGAUUGGUCUCUUUUUUUUUCCACCCUCCAUUCCCCACCCCCAGUGUUCUGACCAACCAGGAGCUGUGACAACAAGCCUAGCAUUGUUCUUGCUUGGCCCUGGCUCAGAAGAAGCCAGCAGGGAGAGCAUAGUAUGAAUAGCAGCUCCCAUCCAUUCCCCUGUUAUACUGCUAGAUAUUCAGGUCACACUAGUGCUUUGGCUGCACACCCUUCAACCAUCCUGGUAGGGCUUGGAUCAAGAGUCAUGAAUCAAGACAGCAGCCUCCUCUCAGUCUGUAACUGUGUCAUAAUUGUUCGGUCUGGCUUCAGUCACUUGAGAUUCCAACACAUUAUCAGCUUCUAUGUUGGUAACAAUUAUAUGUUAGCUUACAUGUAUGUAGUUUCCUGAGUUUGUUCUUAAAACUGGAGGGGCUGUCAUUCCUAUCAUCCCAGCAUCAUCUCUACCACUGAACUACAAAGUGAUGCAAAUAAAAAUGAUUGAGUCA
This is a messenger RNA of Ahaetulla prasina, 4959 nucleotides long. RefSeq names its product ADP ribosylation factor like GTPase 8A (gene ARL8A). The transcript has 7 exons. NCBI's taxonomy places the organism in Eukaryota, Metazoa, Chordata, Lepidosauria, Squamata, Colubridae. Gene Ontology annotation, cellular component: lysosomal membrane. The record is from RefSeq and is a predicted model, not a curated record. Gene Ontology annotation, molecular function: GTP binding; GTPase activity. Bases 253 to 813 code for a protein of 186 amino acids. Gene Ontology annotation, biological process: protein transport; anterograde axonal transport.